Messenger RNA from Cephus cinctus (wheat stem sawfly), 6417 nucleotides. RefSeq names its product ankyrin repeat and BTB/POZ domain-containing protein 2. The record is from RefSeq and is a predicted model, not a curated record. The transcript has 14 exons. The coding region runs from base 1457 to 5659 and encodes 1400 amino acids. Gene Ontology annotation, molecular function: protein heterodimerization activity. Lineage: Eukaryota; Metazoa; Arthropoda; Insecta; Hymenoptera; Cephidae.
GGACUAUAUAUUGGAAUAAUGACAAAUAAGAUGAGCCAAAAAAUGAAAUACGUGGCUGACGCACGCUUCUAAAUUGUCUGACCCUUAUACGGCUGGAAAUCAUGGUACGGUUUACAAGAAAAGAAAGAAAGAAAUAAUAAUAGGUACCUACGCCUCUAACGAGGUAAACCGUGCGAAAAAGAGAGCCGUGUAUUUAAUUAGUUAUCCGAAAGCAAGGUGUAACAAUAAGGCAAUAUAUAUGGGAACGAUCCUGUUAAUAAUACCCGUGGGAGAGGUUCUCAUUCAGGUUAAUGUGCUGGCUGUCUCUUGCUAUUUCCUUCCUUCCUUUUACUUUGCCUUUUACUCGAGCUACUCUCUAGGUCAGGGACGAGCCCUUUGAUCAAUCGGAGACUGAUAAGAUUCUCGUCUUUUUCUUCCUUGUAUUUAUCUUCUUCGUUCCUCUUCAUUAGUUACGGUGCCGUCAGUUAAGAAUAUUCUUCUUACUCAUCAUCCGUAUAUCAAGGAGAAUGCACUCUGGAUAUGGUGUGUCUAACGUUUCCGUCCUGUGACUCUGGAACAUUCUGAAAAACUCCAAAGAAGCAUCUAGACUGUGGAUUCACGUAGGACAUAUUAUUCUCAAGGAUGUCCUUGGAUUAAUUUUGUCGGAGACCAUGGGGUCGCGGUUAGUGAACACGGACAAUGCGCAUCGUGAACUCCACCUCAUAGGUCCCAGGAAGUGACGUAUAAUUCGACGUUUCCUCAGGCGUAAGACCGAAGAUAAUAAGAAUCUGAGAUAUAUUCUUGGAUAUCCAUAUAAGCGAGGUGUACGGACUAACCCUUGUAAAUUAAUCUUUGAAGAUAACGGAAUGGCAAUAGGGAAGCUCUUGAAGACUUCCGGUGAAAAAUAUAUAGGUUGUUAAAACCGUAUACGGAGAUUCUAGUCGUUAAAUAUGUGUUUAUAUCUUAGACAGAUGGGAAGAACGUAGAGUCUAUUGAAAGCUACAAAACUGUAAUCGUUCAUGAACACUGGUUGAGCAUGAAUGAACAUUGCUGAGUGCAGUUCACAGUGCGUCUUGUACUUAAAGGAUAAAAAGAGUGCAUUGCGACAAACGGUCGGCGCGAAAAGAAAGUGGCUGUCAGGGGAAUUGUCGACUCGUCACGCAGUCUGGCAGGGGUGAUAUUCCGGAGCACAAUCGUAGGAAGUAGGAUGGGCACCGGAAGUAGCCCCAGGAACGGUAAACACCUGGGUAUUCAAAAGUUCCUCUCGUUAUUUACUUGCGUCCGCUCAUCAGGCACGGACUAUCGAAAAAGUUCUCUACACUUGGCUGGAUGAUAAUUGGUGUUUAAAUGACAAGUAAUUGAAUAUUAAAAUAUAUUCGAAUCCGCAUAAUAUAUAAAUACAGUGAUUUGUGUAUUUGGUGUAGAAAAAUUCGGGACUCAUUCGGAGAGUGUUCUCAAAGAUGAAUAGAAUUUUGUCAUGACAACUGUGCUACGUAGGAUUGGUUGCAACGAGAACUGUAAGUGCAUUCUUUGCAAAGAGCUACAGGACGUCAGGAUGAAUAGCAUCAGCCAGAACAACGUGGACACUGGGAAUUUCAUACUGAGGAAGGCACAUCCGUUUGAUAAUAACAAUGGAUAUGCGAAAAGGUGGUCGGAUGGCGGAUACGAGAAUUCGGUGACUCUGGAGGAUAAGAGUUCACGGUGUGACUUGGUGAAUAAGCCAAUACCCAGGACGCCGUUGUCAUCCUGGAAGGAGAGGAAGCAAGAUAAUGACGUGAAUCAUAAGACUGUGAUAUACUUUGGAGAUUCCAGCCAGAGGAACAAAAAGAUCUCUGUUGCCUGUCAAGAUUCUGUAACCGUGGAAGUAUUAUCCGAGGAUAGAUAUGAUCCUGAUAUGGAUGAGAAGGAGUCAGGCGAUGUGGAGCAUCCUCAGGAACCUGUCGAGGACUCUAAUGUCAUGCAUGAGAUUGUUCUCAAUGUUAGUCCAAGCAGAGAGGACGUUUUGAGGAUUGAAGAGGACGAUAGUCAAAUCGAAGACUAUUGGUCCUUGCCAGGAGACACUACAGGAUUCAAGGCUGAUUGGAGUUUUGUACAGCAAUGGCGUCUUCGCGGGCCAGGAGGCAACGCAGGACGUGAACUCUAUUGUCCCCCUUACACCAAGGACUCUCAGGAUAAUCAGAGUAAAGCCGGUGUUCACAACAUGGUGCACAUGGUAGCAGAAAGGGAUACUGAUACCGUCGCACCGACGCCGACUCCACAUUAUCCUCAUCAUCCCCAGCAUCAUCAUCUUAGUCUCCACGAGUUAAGAGUUCUCCAGAGGAGACCAGAGUGCACUGGUAACAGUUCCUCAGAUGAGAACCGAUCCUCAGGACAUGCCAGCAUGUCUGACACCGGUGGACAUACAAGCAGUAGUUCACCACCUCAUAGACACCACAGGAUGCACAGUCCUCAGCAUUUAAAUUCCGUUCCUGAGGAUGAUAGACUCUCGGCAUCGGUGACACAAAGAAAUGGCCGGGGUAGAUCUGGUCAGAGUAGAAAUCGGAAUCGUGCUACUCCGGCAAAGUUGCAAGUACCCUGGUCUGGUUCUGGUCUGGAGGAUAUAAAACUGGCGAUCCAGCAGUUGACGAUGCGUUCCCACACGUCGACGUCCACGUAUUCGUCUUUGAGCGGCUCCGAGAGCUCAGAACCAGCUGUACGAAGACUCAUGAGACACUCCAGUCUGGAGACCAUCAACACCAAUGUAACCAGUGCGGAUGAAUUCGUGUGGGUCGAUUCGCACAAUAGACUCGUGGAACUUCAGCAACUUCCCUGGACGCACCACGACGUUCUCCGUGUUCUCCAAAAUGGCAGAACUCGUGAGCACAUGGAACAAGUCUCCAUGGAGACGAUUCCCAGGCUUUCUUAUCUCCUGCAACGUGCUCUGGUUAGGAUUGGUCGAGAAACUCAGAGAUUGGCCAAACCACUGGGUCUAUGUAGCAAACACGAAGUUUACAGUGCAUUUAAAAUUGUAUUGUGUCCGGCCCUAGCAGAUUCUUGUACCAAGGCCUGUCUCAGAGCAGCUGCCAUGUUUGCUGUCUCAGGAGAUCAACUGAAGCAAUCGAAAGCAUCACGGGCUGGUCUUCAACUUCCGGUUGGUCGUUUCCUGCGUUGGAUGUCGGAUGUUAAACUAGGGAAGAUGGUGCACGAGUAUGCUGCUAUAUACUUAGCUGCUGGGAUAGAAAACUUAUUGGAGGAAAUACUCUUGCAGUGUUUACCAUCUGAACAACAUACUACUUUGACUGCAACUAUGCUGGAACACGCCAUUGCUAAUAAUGGCGAUCUCUGGGGUUUGCUUCAGCCAUAUGCUCAUUUGAACGCUGGUAGAAUAGCUUCCGGUGCUUUGGCUAUGCCCAGGUGGGCCAGUGUUAGUUCCCUGAGCUCCACAUCUUCUUCAAGGAGUGGUAGGGAUGUUGGUAACACCCUUGAACCAUCCUUGCUAACUACCUGUGUGGGUUCGAUGACAGAAUUACUAGAGUUGAUAUCCAAAGUUGCCCAGUCAGGAAGAUGUCCGGUACCUUUAACCACCAAAGCCUUGACCGCUUUAUUUUACUACAUGAGGUGUUCUCAGUUGGAGCACGGUGAACGAGGUUCAGGAAUUCAAGAACUGGCAUACGAAAGGGCUUAUGUAGUACUGCCACCAUUGGUUGAAUGGCUCAGAGUGGCGACAGCACAUACAGAGCAUCGUCAUGGAAACUUGGUGGAUCAUGAUGACAUUGCUCAGGCUGCACGAUUACUUCUGCCAGGAGUAGACUGCCCUGUUAGGCACAUAUGUUCUGAGGAAGUGACGCUAUGUUCAAAACGUACAGAAGAUUCCGAAUACGUUAGUAGACUCAGCCAGGAGAUGGCCUUCAAGAUGCUCACCAGUGGCCGUCCUGAAUUAAUAUCCCAGGCGAUGAGUCUUCUCCCAUCUUCUAAAAUCAAUACCGUCAAUGACAGCGGAUUCACAGCGUUAAUGUUAGCUUGCAUAAAUGGCGAUGAGGUCGCUGUAGCGGCUUUGCUAGAUGCUGGAGCUGACUUAAACAUGGAGAGUCCUGCUCCACCUAGUAGUCAAUCUUCAGGAACACCUUCGAGGGCUCCAUUCCUUGGAGGCAGUCCAAAGAGUCCAACUAAUCAGCCAGCUGGAACACCCACGAAGAACACAGGAAAUUCAAAUUCUCUGAACUCUUCAAGUGGUAGCAGCAGUAACAUUUGCUUCGGGCAGAACGGUUUUAAUGCUGAAACUCAACACUGGACGGCCUUGACUUACACGGCUCUUCUUGGAUACUGUAACAUCGCCAGGAUGCUUCUGGAACGUGGAGCAGCAGUGGAAGGUGGUGCUAAGCUCAGUGAAGACAAAUGCACCGUGACACCGCUACAAGUUGCUACAGCAUCCGGAAGCAAUGAGAUGGUAGCACUUCUUCUGGCACACGGUGCUCAACCUUUUCUUUCUACACUAAUGAAGGACACGUUCUGCUACUCCGGUUCAGCACAACGUGGCUGCUACAGCGCUAUCUCCGUAGCCACUGCCCACGGACAACGUGGCUGUCUCCAUCAACUCCUAUCGCAUCCUCUGAACUUCUCUGCCAAGCGUGGCGAAAAGGAAAUCCUAUCACUGGAGGAGAUCCUCGCGGAAGGUAACUCUACAGGACAACAACUGACAGCCGAAGGAAGGGGUAAUAGAAGAGAAGGAAAGGAACCAGUUUUUAGUAAAGCCCAGGCCAAGGCCCUUCAAGAAGCAAUGUACCACAGUGCCGAGAGUAAUCACCUGGAUAUAACUAUGGAGUUGCGUAGCCUGAGAGUAGGCUGGACGUUACACUGUUGGAUGCACAGUCUAUCGACAGCCCACGAGAUGCGAAUGGAUUCCAUCAUAGAUCAACUACUGCAAGACUUCCUCCAGGUCUGCCCUGAUGAAUACUCAACGCAAUUUGUACAGGAAUGUCUACCGCUUCUCUUCAACAUCUUCCGUUACAGCAAGAAAGAGGGUACAACUCUCCUUUUAGCUGAUAUCUUCUGCACGUGUUACGGCUGGGAGCCAAUAAAGCCCAUCCGGGACAUGACACUGUCAAGCGGUUCCAGGAUAGAUCCAAAAUUCGUAAACAAUUCAGAAUUGAGCGACGUGCAAUUCCGCGUGGAAGGCCGAGUCUUCUAUGGGCAUAAAAUAGUUCUGGUCACGUCAUCCCCAAGGUUCAGGAACAUGCUCAGCUCCAAACUGUGCGAAGGAAACCCACCGAUAGUUCAGAUAAACGAUAUCCGCUAUCACAUCUUUCAGAUGGUCAUGGAGUUCCUGUACCACGGAGGCUGCGCUACUCUGGAGGUAAACCAAAGCGACGUCCUGGAGUUAAUGGCAGCAGCAAACUUCUUUCAACUUGACGGUCUCCUGAGGUUCUGUGAAGCUCAAUGCUCGUCCAUGGUGGACCUGGACAAUAUUGUCUCGAUGUACAUCCAUGCCAAGGUCUACAACGCAGCCCAACUCCUGGAGUACUGCCAAGGUUUCCUACUCCAGAAUAUGGUAGCACUCCUGACUUACGACGAUUCCGUCAAGCGUUUACUCUUCGCGAAGAAGCUACCCAACCACGACGUCCUGGCUGGUCUCUUGCUGACCUUACAAGCAAGGAUAAAAGCACGCAGGCCACAGCAACAACAAAGCAAACUCAAAGCCUGAGACCUGUUUUUCUCUAUUAAUCUUCAUUAUCGUCCCGAAUUAAGAGUACACCACGAGCAUUCUCACGAAAGUUAUUUAUUUCCCUGGCUAAGGUGGCCCAACUACUUUCGAUUGGUGCUUAGUGCUCGUCCCACUUCCGCUCCUCCUCUUCGCAUUCUCACUUGAUACAUUGCUAACCGCACUGUGUUCUUUAUAUCGUGAUUGCAUCAAGAGAUAACAAACCUAUGUGUAUACUACAGUGUUUACUGUUGUGAGAUGGGAUCAACUUUACCAUAGAUAAAAACAUUCUGUUGGAGGAUGAGUGUAUAUUCGGUGAGCUAUAUAGUUUAUUUAUAUAUAUUUAAAAAAACUUUUUUAGACUGUCAACAUGUUGCCAUUGUCAAUUCAUUCCUCUUUGGAUACACCAUUAAACUUUCACGUAAAGCGUAGCCAUGAAAUUUGAUAUUCCAUCUUGUCUCGAAAACGACAGCGAUAAUAAUAACACAUAUGACGUCACGGUAAUAUAUUUUCAUUUAAUCCUUUUCUCUCAUUCGUAGAUUAGUUCUUCUCCAACGACGUUCAAUGUUAUAAUAUUAUUUAUUUCGAACGAUAAUAAUUAGUAAUAUAUACAAUAUUGAGUAAUAGUAGCAAUAAUGAUAAUGUAUCUGAUGGACUUCUCCGGUUUUGGAAUGCCUAAUAGUUAACGCAUACAGACUGUUCCUCAUAAUCAGAAUGAUCUUCUUCAUGUGAUGAAUAUAUAUGUAUAUUGUAGUAUCAAA